Camponotus floridanus (Florida carpenter ant) is the source of this 1122-nucleotide messenger RNA. RefSeq lists its product as uncharacterized. The transcript is spliced from 5 exons. Lineage: Eukaryota; Metazoa; Arthropoda; Insecta; Hymenoptera; Formicidae. The record is from RefSeq and is a predicted model, not a curated record. The coding region runs from base 1 to 759 and encodes 252 amino acids.
AUGAAAGAUCAAAAAACAUUUAAUAAAGUAUUAGAAAAUACAUUAUAUCCAGAUACUGAAAAGUGGAAACUUUAUUCAAUAGUGAGAUGUUUAUAUGAAACUGAUGAUUUACAAAAGGCUGAACAAAAAUGUAAAUUGUCAGAAGUUACAUCUGAUUUGCAAACGGAUAAUCAAGAGGUUGAGAUUUCUAAAAGAAAAAUAACAGUGCCCCGUCGAUUUAUAUCAAGUGAUGAGGAAGAAAAUGAUAAUAUUUAUAUUCGGCCUCCAAAAUUAAAAAGGAAAUUUUUUAAUACAAAUAAAAAUACUGGAAAGAAUAUUCCGAUUUCUGAUCAAUAUUCAUCUGAUGUAGAUUCGCCGAAAACCCCAGAUUCUGUUCCCGAUGCAGAUUCUGCUAGUAGUAGAACUGAAGUAAUAGAACAAACUACUGCUUUUCUAUGUACAAUUGGUGGACGAGAUAUCUCUACAAAAAUAUCAAGAAUUUUGAGAUACCUUUUUACAGAUGCAUUAGCAUCAGAAUUCAGUUUCUAUGGGAAAAGGUUAAAUAAACGACCCUUUUCAGAUUUAUGCUUAAAGACUGUAAUUGUAGAAUCCAUCAAACGUACAUCUGGAGUGACUAACAAGGAAAUAGAGGAUGGUAUUAAGAUUUGGCUAAAGCACGCUCCUGACAGACAGAAAAAUCAAAUGAAAAGAAAAAAGCAGGAUGACGAAAAUAAUAAUAAUAGAAUAGACAAUUUUUAUUCUGAUAAGGAAAAAAAUUAAAAAAUGGCUGGAAAAAUUGAAUAUAAAAAAAAGAAUAUUGUAAGUACUCGCCAAUUAUAUCGACGAAGUGCAGUAGAUAUACGAAAUACUUGGAAGGAGAUACAGGAAAAAAAGGUCAGUCAAAAUAUACCGACAAAUAAAAAAAGACAUGAACAUGACAUUGAUGAUAAUAUUAAUAGAAUUCACGAUUUAAGUACAAAUAUUAUAGGAAUUAAAAAAGCAAAAAUCCAAGAUAGUUCCGCUAUUAAUUUUAAUCACAACUUAAAUGAUUUCAUUAGUAUUAGUGAAACUUAUGACUGUGGAAGUCAAGAUCUCAGAUCUCUAAUUUAGAUCUCAGUAUUAAUCAAAUAUUACACAACUAUU